AUGACAGUGUUGGCUGAAAAUGACAUUAAAGAAUAGGUCGUUUAAUUAACAUCAGAUAAUUUCAAAUCUAUCGUUUUGGAUUCAAAACAAGAUGUUUUAGUGAAAUUCCAUCUACCCUGGUGCAGUCUUUGCAAAAAUAUGGAUGAAAUAUACAAAGCUUUAGCAAAAAUAUACGCAUAUAGUGAGUAUGUGGUGAUAGCUGAGAUGGAUUGGACUAAACAUAAGACUGACUUAGUAGAAGUUAAGGGAUUCCCCACUUUAUUAUUCUAUAAAAAAAAAGGAGGAAAACUUGAAAUAAUUAAAUACUAAAGAGAUCGUACACUAAAAGAUUUGAAAGAGUUCAUCAAGGAGAAAUAAAGUUUUUAAAUAGAAGAUCUAUGA
Messenger RNA from Paramecium tetraurelia, 381 nucleotides. RefSeq lists its product as uncharacterized. The transcript has a single exon. Gene Ontology annotation, cellular component: endoplasmic reticulum. Lineage: Eukaryota; Ciliophora; Oligohymenophorea; Peniculida; Parameciidae. Gene Ontology annotation, molecular function: protein disulfide isomerase activity. Gene Ontology annotation, biological process: protein folding. The record is from RefSeq and is a predicted model, not a curated record.